This is a messenger RNA of Nerophis lumbriciformis (worm pipefish), 2032 nucleotides long. RefSeq names its product synaptotagmin XVIIIb (gene syt18b). Lineage: Eukaryota; Metazoa; Chordata; Actinopteri; Syngnathiformes; Syngnathidae. The record is from RefSeq and is a predicted model, not a curated record.
UCAUAAUCUGGCUUUGAAAUGUUUCUCUUUGGCUUGGGAAGAUCUGUGGAGGAACCUUUGGUCGAAGGACAUAAAGAUGCUUUGACAGGAAGAGCUGAACGCUGAGGAUGUUUGGUUGCAGUCCAAACAAUAACUUUACGAGGCAGACUCGUUCGUAGCGGGACAUUUGGUCAGCAUGCCUUAUCAUGACGAGGAGUACCCAGGUCAGCCUCUGUGGCGGUCGGUGGUGCUCUUUUGCUCCAAGGGGAUGAUCGAGGUCAUCAUGGUCAUCCUCUUCUUCUGGCUUCUGGUUCAGGUGCUCUUCACCAAACAACUGGAAGUAAACCUUCAAAUUCUUCUCCUCGUCGGACUCGUCGCGUUCUGUCUGUCUUUGCUCCUGGGAUGUGUUCUGUGCUGCUGGAGAAGUCGCAUCUGUUGUGACGACAAAGAAACCUUUGACCCCGAUCCAGCGGCCGUGUCGUCGCCCCGGCGGCAAUAUGAGGAGCUGGAUGGAGACACGCUGGACUACCCGUCCACCUUCGCCAGCCCCGCAGCCUUUGAGCCGGGAUUGACUUCCUGGUCGUUCUCUAGUAAAGCGUGUGAUAGGAAGGAGUCUUUUUUCUCCCUUCGCCGCCUCAGCACGCCGCUAUUAACUCCGCCUCUUUAUGAACCCAUGGGCAACAGCCGUGCUUCGUUGCCUUCGUUUCCUAAACUGCUGUCCAAAAGACGACAGACCCUGCAGAGGCGCUGCACUGUGACCGGCGAUAGUUUUUCUUCCGAGCCCACACACUCUCCAUCCACGCCUGAGGAACUCAUCCCAUUGGUGCCGUUAAACCAGGGCUUCAAACCCUCACCAACACGCUGCCUCCGUUUUACGAUGCUUUUCUCCCCAGAGGGUCAAACCCUGACCAUCAGAAUCCUCAGCCUCACAGGCUGGUCACACAGUCUGGAGGAUGCAUCCGUGCUGGGCUGCCUCCCGCCUCUACACCCGUCCUUCACGCACGCCUCCGUCCAUGGCGGCCUCAAGCCAAUCCUGCUAUGGACCGUGAGAUCUGCCGAGGAGCUCCAAAAGUGCACUUUAAAAAUCGCCGUCUACGCGCAGGAUCAACACGGCCGCAGAGGCUCAGUGCUGGGGGAUCUGCAGACUGAAUUUGGAGGUAGAGACUGGGGGACAGGUUGUGAGUUUCACUUCGCUGAAGAGCUUCAGGCAAAUAAAUGGCCUCCAGAAAAGGUUGUCACGACACACACUUGAGGAUGUAACAAUAUGAACCUUCCAGAUCACAGUUAUUAUUAUGUAUUGUUGAACGUGCGUCCUACUCUGUUCAGCGGUCCUUGAACUCACCAUAAAAACACCUCUGUGUUAUAUCCCUUUCUUCUGAGAGAGCACACCCAGCAGGCACAAGACAUUGAUGCAACGUUGAUUAUAUGUACAUGUCCUUUGAAACAACGUAGCAAAAUAGUUGUAUUUGUACAUUGAGACAACGUUGAUGUCUAACGUUGGAUCAACGUUGUUGGUUGGGAAAUUACCUAAUUUCAAUGGUCGAAUCAACGUCACAACCUGACAUUGAAUAAACGUUGUCUAAAAGAAUGUUGUUUCAACAUUGCAUUUUGUGUUGUAUGACAAUGGUUGGGAAAUAACCAAAUCUUAAAUGGUCAAAUCAAGGUCACAACCUGACAUCGAAUAAAGGUAGUCAAAAAGCAUGUUGUUUCAACGUUGUAAUUUGUGUUGUAGAAUAUUGGUUGGGAAAUAACCAAAAUUCAACAUUGAUUAACCGUUGUCAAAAAGCAUGUUGUUUCAACGUUAUAUGUGUGUUGUAAAAAAAAAAAAAGGUUGGGAAAUAACCAAAAUUCAAUGGUCAAAUCAACGUCAGAACCUAACAUUGAUGAAAUGUCAUCAAAAAGCAUGUUUCAACGUUGUAUUUGUGUUGUAAAAUACGGGUUGGGAAAUAACCAAAAUUCAACAUUGAUUAAACGUUGUCAAAAAGCAUGUUGUUUCAACGUUAUAUUUGUGUUGUGAAAAAAAUUGGUUGGGAAAUAACCUAAUUUCAAUGGU